AUGCUGAAGUGGAAAGAAUACCUCAUCAAAAUCAAUGACCGCUCUUACAAUAUAUUCAAUACUGUUGGACUCGAGGAAUCACACCUGGAAAUCCCACAGUACCUCGAUGCUGUCAAGAAUGCCUAUAUUCUCAUCCAGAAGUUGGAGAGACAGGGUGGCAUCGAUUUACUCAUGUUCUGCAUGCGUGCCAGCCAACUCACUGCUACGCUUCAAAGCAAUUACCGGCUCUUUCGCGAAUUCCUUUGUGAAAAGAAGGUCCCCAUCGUUAUGGUGAUCACAUACCUUGAAAAUGAACUUGGGGAAAUGGAUAACUGGUGGAGGAGAAACCAAGAUAUUCUCUGUCACCAGCAGUUCCGUGUCGAUGGUCAUGCGUGCAUCACCGCCAUCCGAGGCAAUUGUCCAGAAUGGUAUGAGGAAUCGCGCACCACGAUCCACAACCUUGUCAAGGAGUUCACUGCUGAUGGGCAGAGGCGAUGA
Molecule: messenger RNA, 477 nt
Organism: Suillus fuscotomentosus
Lineage: Eukaryota; Fungi; Basidiomycota; Agaricomycetes; Boletales; Suillaceae
Exons: 1
Coding region: 1-477 (158 amino acids)
Source: RefSeq, a predicted model, not a curated record